AUGCGAACAUCUUCGAGGAUAUCCCACACUCAUACCCCUUAUCGAAGCGAUCUCGGAAAGGCGGGGUCGACAUUGACGUUGCACUACCGAGGAACACGAUCAACACGUGACUGGAUUGCCCCGCUUGCUGAAAUGCCCUUUUUCGCGGCGCUCAAGACUGAAGACGACCUCAAUCAUGACGCCGAACCAGCGAGACAACCCCGACACAUCUCCAACUAUACCUUAACGCCUCCCACCGAAACAGAUCUAACGCUGCAUCGUGCGAGUAUUGAUAGCGAGAUGAGUGACACCAAUCCAGAGCCCGUCUCUCCUCAAUUGACGCCCGAGGAGGCGAAUCGGAUAAUCCAUUCCCACCGGAAAGUUCGGUAUGACGAUGACGACUCCACCGAGUCACGUUAUCUAGGUCAAAAUAGUAUCGCUGCUUUCCUAAGUGAAGAGGCCAGAGGUGGGCAAUCGGUAGAAGGUGGUGAUCCAGAUAGUAUCAGGAAAGACAUCAUGCCGAUUCUCGGGUUGCAGAUAUCCUCGGCACCAUAUCCAUUCAUGUCUCCAAGCCAUAUGGAUAAAAUCCGCCAGGAUAUCGCUGCAGCACUACCUUCCGAUCGAGAUAUCCUCAAGACUUUCAAUGUAUACAAGCAGAUUGUUCAGCCAUUCUGGGGCCUGCUUAUAGAUGUUGGAGACUUCGAAUCUAAGCUUUGCAUUUACCUCGAAGAUCGAGGCGCAAACUCAAAACAUCCUGCCAAUGGCAGCAAAGGUGUGUCUUCAGCUUGGCUGGGCAUGCUGUUUGCUGUACUCGCGGUAGCAACAAACUAUACUGAAGCAUCCUAUCAUAAGCGCGUUGCUACGAGUCAAGCUUUUGUACAAUCAUCUUUUCAUUGCUUAAGACUUUCUAACUUCCUCAUCCGACCUUCACUUGAAUCACUGCAAGCACUUCUGAUUCUUGGCUUUGUUCUGGCAAAUGACAUGAAAGCAGAAGCUUCCUGGGCUUUGAUAGGCUUGACUUGUAGGCUUGCUCAAGCUUUAGGAUUACAUCGUGGAAAGCACGAAUAUUCUCGCCUCACACAAACCGCUCCACUUGAUGAUCUACCCAAGAGAAAACUCUGGUGGACUAUCGUAUGGCAAGACAGUUUGUUAUCGCUCUCCUUUGAUCGGUCCCCCAUAGCCGUCAUGACUCGAUGUCAACUGCCCUUGGGGCCAACAGCUGCAACUGAAGGCUGGUCCUACACAGAGGCAAUGUAUCACCUGUGUCAAAAGAUCCUGCAAUCGGUCAACAACGAUAGCGGCAUACCUCCCGAUUUUAAUCAAAUUAUGAAAGACUCUGCAGAAGUCGAAAACAUUCGUCAGCAAGUACAGCCAAACAUUCGACAGAAGGAAUCUUGCAAAACAGUUCAGGACUGGUUACAGUACUAUGCAGUUCGUCUACAUACAUCUUUUGUGAUGUCGGUGUUAUGCCGGCCUGCUCUUCGGAGAGGCGAAAUUAUAGGCAUGGACGCAUCACAGAAGGAACUUCUCGCUAAGAACUGCAAACAAAAUCUAGCUGAAACGGUAAGAAUGUAUCUGAAGAUGCACUCACUGAGCGUCAUACCUACGCGUUCGUGGGCUUUCACCUAUCACGGGCUGUCAUCGGCCGUUUUGUUGGGGAUUUUGGGAGAAACCAAAACAGAUCCUGAAGUACGCCAACUACAGGGUGAGCUGAUUUCAGCACUAUCAACAUCUGCGGCUAAAGAUCAAAAGUCGCCUCAUUUGCCCAAGGGUGAAAAGGAUAUUGAGCUGAGUGGGCCACUAUCUCGCGCAUUGGCUGCACUGAAAAAUAUCUACGAUCAUGGCUGGGUGAGCGGCCAAGAGACACCUGGUCUUCAAAAUGUCGAUCAAACCCACUUUGAGCAACAGCAAAAUGCUGCAAUGGCUAUGGCAUCGAUGCAGAAUAACGGGCUGCCUCCUAUGGAUUUCACUCCACAAAUGAUGGGGCCAAUGGGUGCACCGUCACCACAAAUUAUUGACCAAACUCUCAACAUGUCGCCGAUGGAUUUGUUUGACUCGAUAUUCUGGGAACCUUAUCCCUCCUACAAUGGUGGAAUGGAUGGUGGGGUAGACCAGCUCGGAUUUGAUUACAGCCAACAACUAUACCCACAGUUUUAA
Messenger RNA from Glarea lozoyensis ATCC 20868, 2136 nucleotides. RefSeq lists its product as uncharacterized. Gene Ontology annotation, biological process: DNA-templated transcription. Bases 1 to 2136 code for a protein of 711 amino acids. The transcript is spliced from 7 exons. The record is from RefSeq and is a predicted model, not a curated record. Gene Ontology annotation, molecular function: DNA binding; carboxy-lyase activity; zinc ion binding. NCBI's taxonomy places the organism in Eukaryota, Fungi, Ascomycota, Leotiomycetes, Helotiales, Helotiaceae.